AAUACAGGGGUGGAUGAAUAACAAAACCCCAGUUAAUCAGAAGCUGGUGUCAGAGCAGGCAAAGAAAUAGGAGCUGCACAAUGGAGUGCUACAUCUUUUCGAUACUGCUCCUGAUCUCAACUGUGGGAUCCCUUCCUUCGACGGACAACAGAUUCUUCAUCUCGGCCCCUGGAGUGUUUCAUGUGGGUGUUAACGAGAAGGUGUUUGUCCAGAUGGGAAAGACUUAUCUCAACAAACCUGUUACUUUACACUUGGAGCGUGAGAUUGGUAAUACUAUAGUGUCCAAGAAGAAAACAACUCAAUGUACUGCGGAAGGAGAGGUCAAAACAGUUGAGCUCAUGAUAGACAGGGAAAUUUACUCAACACUGCCUCCAAGUAAAGAUCGCCCCUACCUUAUGCUGGUGGCAGAGAUUCCCUCCCUCAGUGUCAGGAGGAUGACACGUGUCCUGGUGUCAAAACACAGGGGCUACAUCUUUAUUCAGACUGACCAGCCAAUCUACAGCCCGACACAUAAAGUGAGAUACAGGAUAUUCACUCUUGACCACUCAUUCAGGCCACACGAGGAAGUGUUCCAGAUAUCAGUAUUUAAUGCUGCUGGAAACAGAGUAAUGAAGUCCCUUAGGACUGCAAAGGGAGGAAUUCUCCAAGACACAUUCCCCAUACCUGAUGUCUCUAAAAUGGGCACAUGGAAGAUUACAGCACACUAUCAAGAGGAUGAAGCAAAUGCCGUUUCCAGAGAGUUCAGAGUCCAAAAAUUUGUUUUACCAAGUUUUGAGGUGAACAUUGCAAUGGAACAGCGCUACAUUUUGCUGAAUGCUAAACAGUUUGACUUCAGCAUCUCAGCAAGGUAUUCACAUGGUGAGAAAGUAAAAGGUGCUUACCACUGCCAGUUUGGAGUGAUAAAAAAAGGCGCAAAACCUGGUCAAAAAACAAAGCCUGUCAUUAUCAGGGGACUGGAGUUGACUGGUUCGGUCCAGGAUGGAAGUGCUUCAGCUUCUCUCCAGAUAGCAGACUUACAUGCGCAGCAGAACAAAACCCUCCUCCAAUUAAUGGAAAGUGGAGCACAACUUUAUUUGGGAGUCUUCGUCAUCAACAUACAAAGCGGUGAAAUGCAAGAGGCAGAAGUUUACCUUCCUAUUAUUUCCCACAAAUACACAAUGGAUCUCUCUCGAACUCGCUCAUAUUUCCUUCCUGGAUAUCCGCUAGAUGUGGUGGUGGUCAUGCGUCUGCCAGAUGGCUCCCCAGCAGCUGGUGUGCCAGUAAACAUUGAUAUAAAACAAUCUUCAGUGGAUUCUUGGCAAGGCACCACUGACCAGGAGGGGGCGGUGUUCCCUGUGUUUAAUAUUCAGAACGUGGCUCAGAUUAUUGUUGAAGUGUCAGCAGAUGGCCUUACGCAGAGGAAAGUAAUUCAACGUGCUUCAUCUCCAAGUGGCAGCUACCUUUACCUGAGCUUUACCAACAAGUUGUUUUCUGUGGGCGAGUCACUGACUGUGAAUUACAACACCAUCAAUGGCCCAGGACGGGGUUAUAUAUAUUACAUGGUCUUAAGCCGUGGGAUCAUAAUACAAAAGGGCUCUCUUGGACUAGGUACUGCAGUUAAACACAACCUGCAGAUAACACCUGAUAUGGUGCCAUCCUUCCGUCUGAUUGGCUACUACUACAACCAGCGUGGUGACAUCAUUGCUGACUCGGUGUGGAUAGAUGUCAGGGAUGAAUGUGAGAUAAAGGUCAAGGUAGAAUCAAGAGGACCAUUUGAACCUGGAAGACGGUCCGAGCUAGACUUUGACUUACAUGGUCAGAGAGCCAGAGUGGCUUUACUGGCUGUGGAUAAAGCCAUCUACGCUCUCAAUGCCGAUAAUAAACUCACAGCCAAACAGGUGUUUUCCACCAUGCGGUCGUAUGACCUUGGUUGCUCAUAUGGUGGUGGAGCUGACUCUGAAUCUGUACUAAAAGACGCUGGCCUGUCUUUUGUAUCUCAUUCACAAUCAGCAUGGAAAAAGGAUCUUGCCUGUAAUUCACAAUCUGUACGACAAAGGCGCGCUGUAGACCUUCAACAGGAGAUGCUGACCUUAAAAUCAAACUUUUCAGAUGAAAAGCUGCAGGACUGUUGUGUUCGCGGGUUUUCUCUCAUCCCUAUGAUACGGACAUGUCAGGAUAGAGCAAAGAGAGUCUCUCUGGUGGAAGCAAAUCCUCACUGUGCAAAUGUCUUUUUAAAAUGCUGCCUUGAGGGAGAGCGUCUGAGACAAAAAAAGAUACAAGAGGACGCCCAGAACGGACUUGGCAGGACUGCAAGCACAGCUGACAUUGAAGAGUUCUUCAUGGACACUGCUGCUCAGUACAUUCGACGUUUUUUCCCUCCAAGCUUUGAAUUCAGAGAAUUUGAUGUAAAUGACAAAAGAAGGUAUUCUUUGACUCUACCUGAUUCUAUCACCACAUGGGAGAUUCAGGUCGUCACUUUGUCUCCAACCACUGGUCUCUGUGUAGUUAAGCCCUCUGAGGUCAGAGCAUUUAAGAGUGUAUUUGUGUCUCUGAGACUGCCUUACUCAGUGAAGAAAUACGAGCAACUAUCCAUUUCACCUGUUAUCUACAACUAUGGCUACGAAACACUACAGGUGGCAGUUCACAUGGAGCAAACUGAAGGACUUUGCUCCCCCAGCUCAGCCACCACUACAGCUUUUGUUAACAUUACUGUGGAGCCAGAAUCGUCCCAGUUUGUUUCCUUCAGUGCCGUCCCCAUGGUAACUGGCUCAAUACCCAUCAAAAUACGUCUCUAUGAUAUAGAGAAUGAGGUGGGAAUCGAUGGAGUUGAGAAGACUUUGAAUGUGUUGGCAGAGGGACUAGAAAAGAGAGAAGAAGAAACCAGAGUGAUUAAAUUAGAUGGGAGGAGCUCGAUGGAUUUCAAUAUUAGCGGAAAUUUACCAGAUGACAUAGUCCCCGACUCCAGCUCCAAUAUUUUCAUUUCAGUGGAAGGGGAUGGAUUUGGCAGUUCACAUGCGAAGAACCUUCUUUCCCCUAAGAAGGUUGCUGACCUGAUCGUACUGCCUACAGGAUGUUUAGAACAGACAAUGACAAGACUAGCCCCUACAGCAUCAGCCGUUCGCUACCUUGACCUGAGUGAGCAAUGGUUUAACCUGCCUGCUGGAAGCAGAGAUGAUGCUCUUGAUAAAAUUGAGCAAGGUUAUGUGAGGAUUUUAACAUACAAGAAAUCUGACGGAUCUUAUGGAGCAUGGGGCUCAGUGCCAUCUAGUAACUGGGUGACUGCCCUUGUAGUGAAAGUGCUAUCGUUGGUGGCACAGCGUCAGACAGUGGCUUUUGGACAGCAGGGCAGGAAGGCUAGGGUCGUACCAGAAGAAGAGAUCAGGCAAUCAGUCAGUUACUUGCUCUCUGUACAGAAGACUGAUGGGUCAUUUAGUGACCCAAAUCCAGUGCUACACAGAGGAGUUCUGAAAGGCAAAGACCAAGAUGCAUCCAUGACGGCUUUCAUAACUCUUGCACUGCAACGGUCCCUUCAGUUCCUGCAAACUGACCUGAGAAAUAAUGCGGAAGCAAGCAUUUCAAGAUCAACAACAUAUCUCCUUUCACACCUCGAGGAGCUUCAACAUCCCUAUGCUGUUGCCAUCACAGCCUACUGUCUGGCAGUUUGUCUGCCGCAGGGAACAGAUCAUUCAUCUGCCUGGACUAAACUUCAAGCACUGGCUACCAAAGGGAAGAAUGGCUGUUAUCUGUGGACAACUAAUGCCAGCCCACAGAAUCAAGCUCAUGCAGAUGGCAUUACAGUAGAGACUACAGCCUAUGCCCUCCUCGCUGCAGUGGAACUUGGGCAUACCAAGUGGGCAGACAAAACAGCCUGCUGGUUAACCACCCAAGAAAACUACUUUGGAGGUUUCAAAUCCUCACAGGAUACAAUCAUGGCCUUGGAAGCCCUCGCGGAGUAUGAGCUAAAGAGGUCCAUCAGUCCCGAUGCAAAUCUGAUUGUAGAAUUCACAGUCCAAGGAAGGAAAGACAUUGUAAAGCUUGCACUGGAAAAUAAGAAGGAGAAGGUGGAAACGGACCUCAAGAAAUUUUCAGGGAGCAAAAUAAAUGUGCAGUUGACAGGAAACGGCGAUACCAAGCUGAAAAUUGUAAAAGCUUACUAUCUACUGGACCCUGAGGACGAUUGUGACCAAGUGUCCAUCAGAGUCACGGUGGCGGGGAAAGUGAAGUACACUGCUAAGAUCAUAGAAAAUUAUGAGUACUAUGACGACUACGAUAACAACGAUGAGGUGGUGGAGAAGGAUGCACGAGUGCCACGAUCAGCAAUUGAGUGGUUUGAUGCUCGCACCCGAAACAGGAGAGAUGUUGAUAACGAUGUAAAGUCAGAUGAGACUCUCACCUACACAAUCUGUGUCAGUCAUAGCCCGGACAGCAAUCUCACAGGAAUGGCCAUUGCUGACAUCACACUUCUGAGUGGAUUUGAGGCUGUCACUCAGGACCUGGACAGGCUAAAAGACGAACCUGAACGGUACAUUUCCCAUUAUGAGGUCUCCUAUGGAAGAGUGCUGCUCUACUUCAAUGAGCUCUUUGAAUCAGAGGAAUGCAUUAGUUUUGAUGCUAUACAGAGAGUACCAAUUGGCCUUCUACAGCCUGCUCCAGCUGUGUUCUAUGAUUAUUAUGAACCAAACAGAAAGUGUACCGUGUUCUACUCUGCCCCCCAAAGAAGCAAUGUGGUCUCCAAACUGUGUUCAGAGGAUGUGUGCCAGUGUGCAGAAAGACCCUGUCAUAAAAUACAAAAUACAUUUCAACUGGGAAGAGGUCAAAGAAUCACAACGAAUCACCGUUUACAACAUGCUUGCUUCUACCCUACAGUAGAUUACGCAUACAUUGUUGAAGUCCUCAAUGUUUCCAUGAAGAGUAACUUUGAGCUGUACAAAAUGAAAGUAAACGAGGUCCUCAGAUCCCGUAAGUAA
This is a messenger RNA of Epinephelus moara (kelp grouper), 4946 nucleotides long. RefSeq names its product complement 4B (Chido blood group) (gene c4b). The transcript has 39 exons. Bases 81 to 4946 code for a protein of 1621 amino acids. Lineage: Eukaryota; Metazoa; Chordata; Actinopteri; Perciformes; Serranidae. Gene Ontology annotation, cellular component: extracellular region. The record is from RefSeq and is a predicted model, not a curated record. Gene Ontology annotation, biological process: complement activation. Gene Ontology annotation, molecular function: endopeptidase inhibitor activity.